UUGGUAGUGUUUUGAGUGAACAUUACUCGGGCGUGUCUUUCCCACACUCAAUCACAAAGUCACUCAUUCAUGUGGGGUGGGUUAGUAGAGUUAGUUUUUUCUUUCUUCAAACUAUAAGUACCAGACGGAGGCGUUGUGUGACAUAAACAAAGAGAAGAAGAUGCACUAUUACAGAUAUGAAAAUGCAGAGGUCAGCUGUUGCUACAAAUACCUCAUGUUCAGCUACAACAUUAUCUUUUGGUUAGCUGGAACAGCAUUCAUUGCAAUUGGCUUCUGGGCCUGGAGUGAAAAAGGUGUUUUAUCAGAUCUGACACAAGUCACGCGUCUACAUGGUUUUGACCCAGUUUGGGGAGUGCUUGUUGUAGGCACAGUCACUUUCGUUUUGGGAUUUGCUGGGUGUGUCGGAGCACUCCGGGAAAACAUCUGCCUCCUUAAAUUUUUCUCUGGAGUCAUCGGCUUCAUCUUCUUCCUGGAGCUUACGGCUGCGGUAUUGGCAUUUGUGUUCCAGGGCCAAGUUAGGGAGUGGAUCAAUGAUUUCUUCUUGGCCAAUGUGAAGGCUUACAGGGAAGACAUUGACCUGCAGAAUCUGAUAGACUCUCUCCAAAAGCUGAAUCAUUGCUGUGGGGCUAAAGACCCCAACGACUGGAAUCUGAAUGUGUAUUUUAACUGCUCACAGAGUAACCUCAGCAGAGAGAAAUGUGGAGUGCCCUUUUCCUGCUGCAUCAGCGACCCUGCUGAUACAGUGGUGAACACACAGUGUGGAUAUGAUGUUAGAUCAGCUGGCACAGCGUCUCAAUGGAGCAACACAAUUUAUGUCAAAGGAUGCAUAAUAGCUUUAGAGGAGUGGCUUCCACGCAAUCUGUAUAUUGUGGCUGGAGUCUUCAUAGUCAUAUCAUUACUACAGAUGGUGGGAAUCUUCUUGGCAAGGACGCUGAUUGGAGACAUUGAAAAAGUCAAGUUUAAUUAUUACUGAGCUCAUGUAACUGGAAGCAAGCAAAAGGCAAUGUAUGGAACAAUAUGUGGACCUCCAGUUGUUCUUCUGCAUCUUUUUUUUGUGGAGGUCAAGAACAUUUGUGGAGAAGAGGACUCUGGGCCAUUCACUGGACCACUUUUUCAGCAUUUCUAAAGACCACAUAUUGAAUACACAGCUGCCUAAGUUCAUUUGGAUACUGUCACAUGUGUGCCUUCUAUCUUCAAGUUUACCUCCAGCCCACUCCUGUUUUUUUUUUUUGUAUGUUUGUUUUUUUUAAUAGGAUCACCAUUAACAUUUUGUAAUCUUGGGACCACUAUUAACCAAGCUUGAUAUACAUAAUGGUCACAGGGUGUAACCUACAAACUAACCGGAAAUGUAAUUCUAAUAAUGAGAAGUAGCAGUCUAUACUCAACCAAUCUUUAAUUAUUGAAAUGUAUCAGUAUGGUCCGCUUACACACACUCAAAUCUCGCAUGUACUUGUUUUUUUUUAAAAUUAGUUCAAAAGCACAAAAAGCAAUGUCUUUUUGAAGCAUGUUUAUUUUUCCUUAGAUAAGAACAAUUGUAAAGCAGUUUUAAUGGCAGUUAAAUAUAUCUUUUCUUAGUUCAUUGAGUUUAGUUAUUUUUGUAACUAUUCAUGUUAAUGCAGACAGAAGAUCUGUGUUUAAUGCAGAAGAAAUAUAUCAAGAUCUGAUCAGACUCGCAUGCAAACAGAACGUAUUGAGAAUGCAGUUGUGUAGAAAUCAAAUACCAGCGAGUCUAGAAGAGAAGGGAGCUGAUCUUUUCUUACAUCGUACAGGUGCAUCAGUAUGUGUCCUGUAUUUUUACUCAUUUAUGCUCUUAUUUUUCUAUUCUGUUAAUGAUCAUUGUAACUGAUUGUCGCGCAUUUGAAUUUGAUAAUUUCUUACUGGACCUGUGCAGACCUUAAGGAGUCACUGGAGUUUAAUGGAAAUCACCAUAUGGUUUCUAAUACUGAUGUCAACAUUGCCUUUGAGAUGCCAACACUUACCUCCUUCUAUUCUUACCUGAUGACUUUAUACAAAAAAAUCAGGUUGUGCCUUUUCUCUGGCAUUGAAGGUUUCAUAAAAUGUAUUGUACCGUGUGUUAGCUAGAGGUUUCUUUGACAGGCAUCAGACAUUACACACAAAAUAAUGUUUACUUGAUAAUUGUACAGGUAUUCUCAUUUGAAAACUGAACUGCCAUUAUAGGACACAUCCAUAAUAUUAAGUCUUCACACUUGAAUUAGCCAAAACACAAUAUGCAUUCUGACAUAAACGCAAACAUCUGCCUGCCUUCACUCUUCUCUAGCCCAAAGACUUUUACUGCUAGCUUUCCUUUUCAUAGUUCUAUAUAAUUUACUUGUAUAAUAUGACCUCUGAAAUUCUCAUGAAUGCAAAAAAGGAAAUUGUAAAAAGAAAAAAAAAAAGAAUUUAGUUAAUCUUCAAUUCAGAGUGCACUAUUUUGUCCCUUUUUUGGAGUGUCUGUGCCAUUGUGUAGUGUUAAAGCUUGGUAGAGUAUUUACUGAAAUGCAGUAGUUUCCAUGAUCUUACUGCAAGAGCCUUCUUUUUUAAUGAAGGGAUGUUUUUUUUGUUGGAUUUGUCAUUCAAAUGUUUUCAAAUGUGUGUUGUCUUUCUUUGUAAAUAUUUUAAGAAUUUUCCAUCAUUUUUAUAUUCAUUAAAAAGUUUGUUGUUAGUUUUCAGCCUCAUUGCUGUUUUUUUUUUUUUUUUUUUUUUUUUAAAGAAAAUAUGCUAUUAUCAAUGUUGAAAACAGUUGUGUGGCUUAAUUUCUUUGUGAAAACUGAUACUUUUUUCAGGACACUUUGAAAAGAACAGUCUCAAACUUUCGAUCGGUAGUGUAUAUUGCUGGUCUUUUUGUGAACAAUUAAAGAGUUAGUUCACCCAAAAA
This is a messenger RNA of Megalobrama amblycephala (Wuchang bream), 2875 nucleotides long. RefSeq names its product tetraspanin 14 (gene tspan14). Gene Ontology annotation, cellular component: membrane. Gene Ontology annotation, biological process: regulation of vascular endothelial growth factor signaling pathway; protein maturation; protein localization to plasma membrane. The coding region runs from base 161 to 973 and encodes 270 amino acids. Lineage: Eukaryota; Metazoa; Chordata; Actinopteri; Cypriniformes; Xenocyprididae. The transcript is spliced from 9 exons. The record is from RefSeq and is a predicted model, not a curated record.